Rana temporaria (common frog) is the source of this 1517-nucleotide messenger RNA. It is a transcript of the gene RAB6B, whose product is annotated as RAB6B, member RAS oncogene family. NCBI's taxonomy places the organism in Eukaryota, Metazoa, Chordata, Amphibia, Anura, Ranidae. Gene Ontology annotation, molecular function: GTP binding; GTPase activity. Bases 294 to 920 code for a protein of 208 amino acids. The transcript has 8 exons. The record is from RefSeq and is a predicted model, not a curated record.
GUAUUGUGCAUGGGUGGGGAGGGGAGAGAUGUGGAGCAGAGCAGCCGAAAGCAUCCUUAUUCACCUACUGUAGUGCCUGCUCUGCCUCUCCUAGGGAAGAAAUUAACCUAUUCCAGUCUCACUGCAGACACCACCCAGUUAACCCUGCUCUCCUCCCUCUCCUCCAGCUUGCACUAAGCAUCCUUCAUCCAGAGCACACACACAGGACCAAGUCCAGAGGAGACCGGCUACACAGAGAGGGAAUUUGGCUGCUCUUUUCCCUGGUCUUGUCUCCUGGUCCUUCCCCGAGCAUCAUGUCUGCAGGGGGAGAUUUUGGAAACCCACUGAGGAAAUUCAAGCUGGUCUUCCUAGGAGAACAGAGCGUUGGGAAGACGUCUCUUAUCACAAGAUUUAUGUAUGACAGUUUCGACAACACAUAUCAGGCUACAAUUGGAAUAGACUUUCUGUCAAAGACAAUGUACUUAGAAGACCGAACAGUCAGGCUGCAACUCUGGGACACCGCUGGUCAAGAGAGGUUCCGUAGCCUCAUCCCAAGCUACAUCCGAGACUCUACUGUGGCUGUGGUAGUUUAUGACAUCACAAAUCUGAAUUCCUUCCAUCAAACAUCCAAAUGGAUUGACGAUGUGAGAACAGAAAGAGGAAGUGAUGUCAUAAUAAUGCUUGUUGGAAAUAAAACAGAUCUGGCAGAUAAAAGGCAGAUCACCAUAGAAGAAGGGGAGCAACGGGCAAAGGAGCUCAAUGUCAUGUUUAUUGAAACUAGUGCCAAAACAGGAUACAAUGUUAAACAGCUAUUUCGCCGAGUGGCUUCUGCCCUGCCUGGGAUGGAGUGUACAGAGGAGAAGAGCAAGGAUGGCAUGAUUGACAUUAAACUUGAUAAACCUCAAGAACCGCAAGUAACUGAUGCUGGGUGCUCCUGCUAAUACGCAGCGCAUGACAGGUGAGCUGCCAGAGGCCGUGUGCUUAGCCCCGAGAUGCUUCCUAUUGGUUAGCCUGGAAAAACAAACAUUUGGAAACCACAUCCAGAGAAUGUCAAGAUCCUCCACUGCUCCUGACUUCUCCCACCUCCCUGGAAACCUUGUUUGCUUUUUUGUCUUUUUUUUUGCCUUUUGGCUCUUGUGUUGGUCUUGAAUCUUCUACUCUCUCUUCUACCAGAGUCCUUCCAUAAUUGUUACUCAUUGCACUUUUAUUCCACAUUGUCUCUUCUUUCUGUCCCUCUUGUGCUCACAUCCCCUGGUCCUUAUAUAUGCACCUUGUUAUAAACAAAUACAUGUACAGAAUCACUCCCUUACUACCAAGUGUCUAGACGUAGAUAGUACUUGUACACCGAGUGAUUUAUUCUAUGCCAACUGGCGAAAGCCAAGAGUACUCCAAAUGGAUUUGAUUUAAAUAUGCACAUGUAAAUCCCUUCAUUCACCAAGCUUACUCUAACUUCAUUUUUACAAUUUUAGAUCAAAUAUAAUUUCUCUUCCCUGUGAUAACAAAUACCUCCCUACACAUACAACCUAGCCCCCCCCCCC